ACCUAGGUUCCUGCCUGGAGGUUUUGGUGACCCCCUGCUACUAGACACGGAAUCCUGUUAAGCGAAAGCUUCUUCUAUUCCGUCCACAACCAUUUGAACCAUUCGAACUAUUUGAACUACAUUUUUGACUCUUGCGUUACAUCUCAGAAAUGAAACAACUGUAUAAUUACAUAGCGUCAGCAGAUGAUAAAUACCCUUUGUUUCGGACGAAGAUGGCUUUUAUGGGCGGUUACUGUGUUAGUUUUAUUGCUUGUGUGCUCGAAUAUGGCAGAGCGCAUAGACUAGGUUCGAGCCUAAAUAGUACGGGACUACAGUGUAUUAAAUACGUGCUCACUGGAACGUCUGCUGCAGUAUGUCACUCGUCUGUUUCCUUUAUAUCAGCAAAAGCUACAGGCCGAUCAGAUAGCUGGGUGAAUCAUGCACUUGGGGGAGCUGCUAGUGGUUUAGUCUGCACAUGGCAAUGUUCUAUGAAGGUACGUGCUACUACAUGCGUCGGAUUCGCAUUAAUGUCAGCUUUGGGUAAAUAUAAUGUGGAGUUCAGACAACGGUAUCCUGACUGGCAUAUUCCAGUAAUCGGAGAGUACACUCCAUCACCAUAUGUAUCUCUUAAUCACCGAUGGAUGUAUAAAGGUGCCAAACAACAAGAAGAAGAGCUGGAAAAACAUGUAUAAUAAUCUAGCACUUUUAAAUUUGUGACCAUAUGUUUACUUCCGAUUUCUGCAAAUUAGUUAAUAAAUAAUAGACUGUGCUUUAUGUCUUUUGAUUCUUUUUUGUGUGAUCAUACAAGUGUUACCGAUUCUAUCUACUAUUUUUUUAUUUUAUGACUUGUUUUAGUCUGCCAUUUGCGUAUUGGUAAUUAAAAAGCAAGAUAAUAUUUUAUGACACAAAGCCGCCCAUAUUUUAACUAUGAUAUACAUCCAGGAAGAUAUACUUGCAUUUCGACAUUUCGUCGAACUCCUCUCUCAGCAGAGGAAUAUCUCGAUGUUAUUGCUGGUGAUAUUCUAGUGGUUGAAUGUCGACCACAAAAUGCUACGGCACCGACCUCUUUUUUAUAUGGACUUAAUGAAACAACAAAACAUAAAGGAUAUUUUCCGGCAUAUUGUAUAGAUAUACGUGAAUUCGGAUCACUUCAACUAAGAAGCAAAAGCACCGAUCGAAUUGCUUCUUCCCACAUUUUUCCAAAUUCACAGCUUAUAAAAGCUACAAAUGUUGAUCCACAAAGCUUACUACAACCAGUUAUACCUCCAAGGUGUAAACGUCUACUCAAUGUAUCUUCCUCAUCCUCGUUACUCAGUAUACCACUUAAUUCAUAUUCUCAUUCAUGUACAAAUUUGUCGAUUCCUUCCCAAGAUACUUUACCUCAUGAAGUUCAAAAGUGUAAUGUAUCCGUACCAACCUUAUCCUACCGUUGUCAUCAAUUUGUUAAUGUUUCUAUCAGUUAUCCGCUAAUAUGUAAUCUAUGUAAUGAUUAUAUAGUGACACCACGGUGUAAUGCUAAUAGAUGCUUUGCUUGCAAGUCUGUAUUUCAUCUUGUUUGUGCUGAAUACUCUAAAAGAUUUGAAGUAUUCACGUGUCAGCCUCCAGUAAAUGACAAUUCGACAAUUAAAUCAGAGAAAUUGACUUGUUCAUCAACAUGUAAUGCUUUCUCAUUGUUAUCGUCUUCUAUUUCCACCACUGAACAGCCACUGGCUUCUUGGAAUUGUAAUCAAGUAGCCCAUUGGUUAGCUGUUGUUGGCCUUGGUCGAUUUGUUCGAUUAUUCAUCAAAUUGAAUUUAGAUGGUAAUUUCCUUUCAGAAGUUACUUAUGAUUCACCUCAUUUGUGUAGAGUAGCUGACCCAUUUGCUCGUGAAACAUUAGAAAGAGCAAUAUUGACUUUACAAGGUAAAGAACCUACUCCUGGAGAAAAUCUGGACAUAUUCGCGAAUUUGGAUAUCGAUAGAAAAUUUCCAGGAAAAAGUAGCGAUUCUCGGCAGCACGAUUUCCAGCUCACCUCUUUUUACAGAAUAGUCUCCUGUAUAGUGUGCAAUAUUCCUUUAUUAGGCUUCAGUCAUCAGGGAUUCCAGUGUAAAAAGUGUGGAGCUAUUUGUCAUCGUAUCUGUAAAGCUUUAGAGUAUUUUUCAAAUUGUCCUGGAGUAUUUUGUGCGACUAAAGAAUUUAAUCCCGAAAAGCCGGGCGCUGGCUGUGAAACGAAUGAAAUUCCCACUUCAUUGGUUCCGUAUGUUAGUGAAUACUUUGGUGUUAAAUUGGAAGAACAAAAAUUAGAUUCUAAUUCAAAAGUCCCUGUAUUCUUAACUACAUGUACUGAACAAAUAGAAAAACUAGCUUCUGAAAGUUUUAUUACUGCCAGUAAUAAUCCGUGUAUUCAACCUGUUGACUUGGCUAUGGUUUAUCAACAGUCAGCUUUAACGCAUACUCUACAAGAACUUCAUGAUACAUUUGCUCAUUGUUUACCAUUACCUGGUAUAGAACAGUCAUCUACCCAUCCGUUGGACAUUGUACGUUUUGCCCAAUUAAUGAAAGCUUUUCUUCGUGAUUUACCAGUGAAUGUGAUACCUGAAGAGUACUAUUUAGAUUUUUGCAGUUUAGCAAAUAUAGGAAAUAUAGAUGAAAAGGAAAAAGCUGUUCAUGCAUUUCUUCAAAGUUUUCCUGAACUUCAUCGGUUGUGUUUGAUUCAUAUUUUUAACCAUUUAGUCUUCGUGCUGAAUCAUCAAAAUAAGUUAAGGUCUUAUUUGUCAGAUUCAUCGUCUGUCAAUCUGAACCGGUCGAAUUCAUUUUCCAGUAUAAAUGUAUUGAAUAAAGCUACUCCUUGGUUGAUGGUUUUUCGACAAAUCCUUGUUCGACCACCAUGGCAUCUUAUCACCGACAUAGCUAUGGGUAUGGAUACACAUAUGCGUGCUUUAGAGGCUCUCUUUUCAUCUUUUGUUGAUCUUUCCACUGAGGAAUCAGAAUGUACAUCCCAAACUAAAAAUUCCGAAGCACAAUCUGAUGUAUCAGAUUCAAAUCUUCAGAGAAAUUAUGUAUCUUUUUCGCAAUUUGAACGUAUUUCCAGAUAUCAGGGUGAAAAACAUACAUCUUCAGAAUCCGUCUCACUAUAUCCUACUAAUGAAGUUGCACCAACUAUUAAUACUCCACCUAGUCCUACUUCAAUUGCUGCUAAUAAAAAAGAUUUAAAGAAUCAAGAAUGGUAUUGGGGUGAUAUAACUCAAGAAGUGGUACGUGAACUGAUGACAGAUCUUCAAGAUGGAUAUUUCCUUGUUCGUGAUGCUUCUGGGAGUUCAUCUGCUGCAUUCACUUUGGUAGUCAGAUGGCGUGGUUUAAAUAAGUUGAAUCGAAUCUAUCAUCGUGGUGAUUAUUUCGGGUUCACUGAUCCCCCAUAUCCAAGUUGUCGUUUAGUUUCUGAACUUGUUGAAUUUUGUCGUGUUCAUCCACUAACUUUGACUAGUUGUAGCAAUCUACGAUUAAUUUGGCCUGUAUCGCGUCGUCAUAAACGUUUUCAUGGCAAAACUGAUAUCUCAUUCGAUAAUACUGUAUCUAAUGAGAAUAGGAGCGAUGCAGAUGGAGUGUUUGCCUGCUUCCUAACUGAGUCACAAUUGAACAGUGAAUUGAAAAGUAAAGCUGCUGAAAUUAAUCAGUUGGAUAAAGUUAUUACUGAUUUACAGUUACAGUCAAAAAAUGCAAUUGAUUUGAAAGAGGAAGGUGUUCGUCUUAUAAAGGGUUAUCAAAAGAUACGUAAUUGGUUACAAACCUCAUUGAGUCAGUUAGAUGAUUAUUCAUAUCCUAGUGAAAAGUUAAAGAUCUCACCUCAAAUUGAAACACUAAAAAGAGAAAUAGAUGAAAUUGAAAGACAAAUCAAAAUUAACAAGGAAGAGGUUAAUAAUCAAUCCAAAUUAGCUCGAAUAAUAUGUGAAAAUUAUGCUAAUGCAAUUUUUCGUCAGCGUAAAGUAAGAAGACAGGCCCACGAGAUUCGACGAGCAUUAAAAGAUCGAGGAUUUAAAGAAGAGUCUUUAUCUUCUUCGAGUUCUUCAUUAUGUGAUGAUUCCAUUUCUUCAGCGAAACAGUCAAUCGAUAACCAGAGUAAUAUUGUACCGGGAAAUUCUAUAAGUUCUCAUGAUGAUAUUUAUUUACCGGAGGAGAUACGUGAUCGUCGAUAUUGGUUCCUCACAGAUGCUACUAGAGAAAAGGUAGAGGAGUUAUUGAGGGAUAGACCUGCUGGGACUUUUGUUGUCAGACCUUCUGCUACUAGUGAUAAAUUGGCGUUGGGUAUACGGUUAGCAACAUCUGUUCAACAUUGUUUAAUUCAUUGUGUAAAUGGAAAAUAUGGAUUUGUUGAAAAUUCUUGUACAUUUGAAUCAUUGGAAGCUUUGAUCUGUUACUAUCAUGUGGAGAAUUUAAAGCGAUACAAUAAUCUACUCAACAUAACUUUAAAGUAUCCAAUUAAGUUGCAAUUGGAUGACUGAACACAUAAUAGGGAAAGAGAUUAUGUGAUGUAUUUGUUUUAUUUCAUGAUCCUUUUUUGUUAACUCCUGUUUAUAUUGUGUGUGUAUGUGUUUGUUCAUUAUUUUGUAUUCAUUCAUAAGAAUACAGAUAACUUUCGUCUUUUAUUGUUUACAUUUUUCUAAUAACGUAUCUUUCUUUUAUCAGUAAUCAACAAUUACUAUGUGGAAUUAUCAAUUCCAACCUUAGCAUUGAUAAUCGCCAUGUGCCUUAAUAUCUAUUGUUUGUUCAUUUUUCGGGAUUCAAAUUUUUUUUAUUUUAUUAUUAUUACAAUAUUUUUAUGUUGGCGAAAAAAUACCAUUCAGAAAUCGUACUCCAGUUUUCUCCUCCCCUUUCGUUUCUCUGUUACUCUCAUUAUAUUUCCAGAAUUAUUUCUUCAUAAUAAAUCCCUUCUUUUUGUAGGUAAAAACAGAUCCUGAUUGUGUUUAUUGAAUACUUCGCUACAUAACUGAAUAGAAAACAGGUAUUAUUAUUAUUCAUGUUGUUAGAAUACAAUUUGUUUUUCAGUCUUCUUUUACCUCUCCAUUUUCUCAUCCUUUCUUGAUCUCAUCAUCAAGACGAAAGAAACAUGAAAAACAAAAAAAUAUUUUGGUGUAUACAAUUGAUUAAUGAUUAUUUCACUACACUGACAUUUUCUCUACCUGUGAUUUACUACUUUACACCUUGCUGUUACUUAUAUACUUCCUUUUAAAACUUUACAAAAAUUAUUUUACAGUCCGCUAAUAGUUUAUUAUUAUUUUGUUUUUCGCUUCAAUCUUUUUUUAUCUUCAGAUCUAAGCUUAUUAUUAUUAUUAUUAUUAUUAUUAUUAUUAUUAGUUUGUGUUAUUAUAAUUGUUGUAUCUUUACCACUUUAGAAUAAAGUUAACCAUACGAGCUUUCAUCUAAUUAGAAAAACCCUGUUCAUUAAUCUUUAUAGAGGAAUGUUCCCUUUCGUGGAUUGGUUUUUUGUUGUUGUGUAAGUAUUUCUUAUUUCCUUCGAUAUUAAAUUUCUCAGUUGUAUCAGCCAUUUUCAUCGAUCUCUAGAAAUUGACAGAUUCGCAUAGAUACAUCAUUAGUUUUGCUCAGUUUUGAAACUUUAUUAGUUUUUUGAACUGCAAUUUAAAUCAACUUUAUUAUUGCCUUGUCUUACCUUAUUGUUCCCAUGAAUUGGAAAUGUUGACCUGAAAUUUUGUUCAAUUAAAUUCUCUUCAUAGUGAAUUCAAGAGCCUUUUAUAUACACUUAGCCUAAAGGUCAUUGCUUAUGUGAUCGAAUCCAAGAUUGUUUUGAUAUGAGUUAAGCUAGAGGUUUGAUAAGUUUCUAUAAUUAAAUAGCAAUUAUUUGGAAUAAGGCACUAGAAACUUUAAAUUCUGACUGGAAAGAACUCAGUAAUUUUAAAUAUCUAAACGAAUAUAGAGUAUGCUAUUAUCUUGAUGCGAAUCUGAGUACAUUUAUAAUGCCACGUUUAUGGUAGAGUACAAUGUGCUUUGUAGCUUAAAGGCUAGCUGAUUUUCACUCAAACGUCUAUUCGAAUUACUGAACAUUCUGUCGAAGGAGGCGAUUUAUUUCGCAUCAGCCAUACUUAGAUAG
Messenger RNA from Schistosoma haematobium, 6061 nucleotides. It is a transcript of the gene PIK3R3, whose product is annotated as Phosphatidylinositol 3-kinase regulatory subunit gamma. The record is from RefSeq and is a predicted model, not a curated record. Gene Ontology annotation, cellular component: phosphatidylinositol 3-kinase complex. Bases 879 to 4457 code for a protein of 1192 amino acids. Gene Ontology annotation, biological process: phosphatidylinositol phosphate biosynthetic process; signal transduction. NCBI's taxonomy places the organism in Eukaryota, Metazoa, Platyhelminthes, Trematoda, Strigeidida, Schistosomatidae. The transcript has 15 exons. Gene Ontology annotation, molecular function: 1-phosphatidylinositol-3-kinase regulator activity; protein binding.